AUGUCUUCCCUCCUUUUCCCCGCCCGGCGCAUGGUCUCCAAGGUGCCGACCUUGUCCGCUCGCACGUUUUCGACCACUCGGCCGGCACAGCUUGCGCGCCUGACGCUGGUAGGCCGCUUAGGAGCAGACCCCGAAAUCAGCGAGACUCGUUCCGGCCAUGUGAUCAAAUAUGUAAUCGGAACCAGCCACGGACCAAGAGACAAUCGACAAACUUCGUGGUUCCGCGUCGCUGCUUUCCCGCCAGAAGGUGCCCAAAGAGACUUUGUGUUGGGUUUGAGUAAAGGAACACUUGUGUACCUGGAAAGUGACGCUACGAUGCGCACGUACGAGGAUUCCGAGGGCAAGAAGCAGAGCUCGUUGAAUUUGAUACAGACGAAACUGGAGGUGUUGAAGCGGCCACAACCGCGAGAGGAAGAAGGUACAUCAGACGGGCUUGGAGCUUGA
Molecule: messenger RNA, 444 nt
Organism: Capronia epimyces CBS 606.96
Lineage: Eukaryota; Fungi; Ascomycota; Eurotiomycetes; Chaetothyriales; Herpotrichiellaceae
Exons: 2
Coding region: 1-444 (147 amino acids)
Molecular function (GO): single-stranded DNA binding
Source: RefSeq, a predicted model, not a curated record